AUGGCGGAGCACAUUCACAAUCCGCAUUCAGCCACUGGCGUCGGUGUUCACCAUCAACAACAAUCCCCACCUCAACCGCCUUACCCGUGGAACAAUGGCCUUUCCAGUGACCAAUGCGCCCCGCACGACAAGGAAAGCGACUACUGGGGUGGCGGCCGGGGCGCGAAACAAGGUUACGAGGCGAAAAUGAACGCGGACCAUGGUCAGCUGCAGAAAGGUGAUGAGCAGUAUCGAGGCGCCGGUGGCUCGAGCAGCGGAAGUCCGCCGGCCAGUCUGUUGGUGGUUCCUCAACCACUCACCGUAAAACCUUCCCAUCCGUCGCAUUUAAAUUCCCAUCUUGGUGGACCUCAUUCGCAUCCACCGAGGAAGUACCAAUGUAAAAUGUGCCCACAGAUAUUCGGUAGCAAGGCGGAUCUGCAGCUCCACACGCAGAUUCAUAUGCGCGAGGCGAAGCCGUACAAAUGCACGCAGUGCUCCAAGGCGUUCGCCAACUCCUCGUACCUGUCGCAGCAUACGAGGAUCCACCUGGGCAUUAAGCCGUACCGUUGCGAGAUCUGCCAACGGAAAUUCACCCAGCUGAGCCAUCUACAGCAGCACAUCCGCACGCACACUGGCGAUAAGCCGUACAAGUGUCGGCAUCCUGGCUGCACGAAGGCGUUCAGCCAAUUGAGCAACUUACAGAGCCAUUCCCGAUGCCACCAGACCGACAAGCCGUACAAGUGUAACUCCUGUUACAAGUGCUUCUCCGAUGAGCCAAGUCUGCUCGAGCACAUACCGAAGCACAAGGAGUCGAAGCACCUGAAAACGCACAUCUGCCAGUACUGCGGUAAGAGUUACACCCAGGAGACCUAUCUGGCGAAGCAUAUGCAGAAGCACGCAGAGAGAACGGAUAAGAGACCGCCGAUCAUCGGCACGGGCCUCAGGCCGUCGAUACACGCGAUGACCGCUCACCAUCAGGACCACUACUGGCCCAAAGUUAGCCCGGACACAGUGAUCGGCGACUUGCACGAGAGGUUGCCGCACCAUCACACAGAGUACCAUCAGAAUCAGAAUCCGGAGAUGUUAUUGCCGGGACACGGGCAUCGCGCUGGCGAGUCUAUAGAGAACGACUCGAGGCAACAGACACCCCAACCAGGGGCGAAUCAUCAUCCUAACAGCAGCUCGGCCUUCACGCCGAUUUCGUCGAUUUCGAUCAAUUCAAUCUCUUCAAUGCAGCACCCGUUAAAUCCGCUGAAUCACCUGCACUACCCUGGUAGCCAUCAUCCGGCAUCCCGACCGUACCUCUACGAGGCGUUUAACACGACGCAGAAGUCGUCGCCAACGUCCUCGACGACAGGUGUGACGCCCGGCACUACCAGCAAUCAGAACGCUACGUCCUUCCCGAAUCAGUUGAUCAGCCUUCACCAGAUUAGGAAUUACGCCCACCAGCCAAAUCUCGGCAAUCUGGGCAACCUGGGGAAUUUAGGGAACUUGAGCAAUCUCAGUAAUCUCAGUGCCACGAUGGAGAGCCAUGCGUUGCUAGGUGGUCUUAAAGAUAAGCAGUAA
Messenger RNA from Cyphomyrmex costatus, 1545 nucleotides. RefSeq names its product zinc finger protein rotund. Lineage: Eukaryota; Metazoa; Arthropoda; Insecta; Hymenoptera; Formicidae. Bases 1 to 1545 code for a protein of 514 amino acids. The record is from RefSeq and is a predicted model, not a curated record. Gene Ontology annotation, biological process: regulation of transcription by RNA polymerase II. The transcript is spliced from 5 exons. Gene Ontology annotation, molecular function: DNA-binding transcription factor activity, RNA polymerase II-specific; RNA polymerase II cis-regulatory region sequence-specific DNA binding. Gene Ontology annotation, cellular component: PcG protein complex; chromatin; transcription regulator complex.